Messenger RNA from Coregonus sp. 'balchen', 15907 nucleotides. NCBI's taxonomy places the organism in Eukaryota, Metazoa, Chordata, Actinopteri, Salmoniformes, Salmonidae. The record is from the annotation of a GenBank genome assembly.
AUGCUAACAGCAUGUCCCUAUGUCUUACAGAUCUGUGAUAAGGAGUGGCACUACUACGUGAUCAAUGUGGAGUUCCCUGCUGUGAUGCUCUUCGUAGAUGGCGUGAUCUAUGAACCCUACCUGGUGACCGACGAUUGGCCCAUCCAUCCCUCGUCAAUUGACACCCAGCUGACAGUGGGUGCCUGCUGGCAAGGUCAUUAUAGACUCCUGUAUAGGGUCCGGUGUCCAUACCAACUCUUUGUGACUCUGAGGCUGUCCUAAUAUCCCAGAAACACCUGCUUAUUGGUUUCGAUUGAAUAGGACUUUAGAUUGUCACACAGUCCAGGAAAGUGAUGAAACACUCCCGAAUUUAAGACUAAGAAUGCUUGUGUGUGUGUGUGUGUGUGUGUGUGUGUGUGAGAGAGAGGAAUAGAGAGAGGAGAGAGAUAGAUAGAGAGAUAGAGCGCGAUGAGACGAGCUAGUCGAGCGCGAUAGAUAGCGCUAGCAUAGAUAUGAUAGAUAGAGAGAGCAGAGCGCGCGCGCGCUCGCUGCGCUCUCUCUCCUCCUCUCUCUCUCUCUCGCUCGUCUCUACUCUCUAUCCUCUUUCUCUCUAUAGAGAGGCUCAAGCUUGGAAACAGGAAACAGGCUGUCAAUUCCAGCCGCUUGAAAAGAGGAGACUAAUGAAUCCAUUUGAAUGAAGAAGCACUACUUAACAUCGCUUUUAUGAUCAAGAUAAUAUUUAAAUAAAUGUGUUUGCUGGGGGAGAGAUGGAUACAGCUAAAUGGCAUGAGCCCAGCUCGAGGUCCAACGUCAACGGCAUUUCGGUGUCAUUUGAAUUUAUUUUCAUCUGGCUCCUGAUGGCAGUUCUCUUUUUUUCUCUUUUCCCUCUCUCUUUCCAUGAAUCUGUGAUUGUGUGAGAAAGCCCUGAAGAAGGGAUUAAGCCAGCCUGAAUAGAGUACAACUUCUCUGGCUAUUACAUCCCAAUGAAGCUGCUCUAAGCUUCACUAAGCCGCAACUGAUAACUUUGCAGACCAUUACUGAACAGGAUUGCCUUUCUCUAAUUUCAACCCCCCCCCCCCCCCCCCCCCCCCCCCCCCGCCAACCACCCUGAACCAUAGAACGUAAUGAAGAUAAUGAAGAGACACAAGGAAUGACAGGCCCCAGACCUGAUCUUAGCUCACCCAAAGCAAAACAAGAUGUGUGACUUGUGACUAGAGCAACAGAAAAUGGUUUGUUUUGUCCGUUUUCUUUGGGAAACCAUUUAUUGAAAUUGCUUUGAACGUUGCUCUUCUUAUGCAAAGUAGACAAACAAUUUUGCUGUGUAAUGUAACUACUAGGGAAGUUUAGGGCAGACCAACUCUGGCUGGCCUUAGGCCUACUGCAAUAGGAGCCUCUACUUAACCAUAAACAAAAUCCUGAACCUACUCUAAUUUCCUAAUACAGCAAGUUCAAACAAUCCAUUUGAACUUAAUUGCUAUCUUUCUCACUGCAGGUGUAAAUAUUAUGCAGCCAGGUGUGAAAAAAUAGCAUAUGCUAGCACUGAAGCCUACAUACUGAAUGUCUUCUUGUUCAAAUUCUCCUCUUUGGGGGGAUGAGACCGAAAUAAGCCGAAAACACAAUCUCGCUCUGCGCUUUGGUGCCACAACACUUAAUUGAUAACAUCUGUCUGGGAAAAUAUAAAAUUGUAAAAAAUCAGGCUGGUGCAGGCGGCGGCGAGAACACUUGAGUAUGUCAGCGUGAGACACAGCUCUGGGACCGUUAACGACUAGCAAACUGCCAGCACCAUCUGCCAGUGGAUCAAAGAAGAAAAACGCACACUUAUCUAAAAAAGACAACGUCGUUUUUUUAUUGAAGGUCUCGUGUCGCUCUGCUCUGAGCCCAAAUCAAGUCACUUUAAAAAUAGUGGGGAGAGCAGAUGGAAGCUGGUAUCAAAACUGGCUAGCAUUUCCAUAGUCACGCUACAGUCUUUAUUUCACAGUCCUGUUUCAGUUGGUAUUUACCUGAUGUUUAGGCCUACUAGGAAGUGAUGCGGUAACAAAGGUAACUCUGUGUUAGCCUUUGUUUAUAUAGGUUAGUCAUGUUGAAAGGUAAGUUUUAUAUAGGUUAAUCUCUUUUAUUAUAGUGUUAUUUCUAACUUCAACUAAGUAAAUAAAGUAAAAGACUAAGAAUGACUAAAGCAUGUUCCUACUAUUAUAAUAGAGGGAUGCUCCAUAUUGCUUUCACCUGCACUGUGCUUUCAGAUCAGAGCAGAUUAAGGAGAGGACAAGCAUUGUCCACCACUUGACUGUACAAUAUUGAGAUGCACCUUUGAACUGAAAAAACCCCAGGAUGUCUUCUCCUCCCUAGGUGGUGAGGUGUCCACCCCGCGGUUCACCCAGUACUUCCGGGGCAGUCUAUCAGGUCUGACCAUCCGGCCAGGCAAGAUAGAGACCCAGAAGGUCAUCUCCUGUCUACAGGCCUGUAAGGAAGGACUGGACAUCAACUCACUGGAGAGCCUGGGCAAGGAUAUCAAGGUGACAGCUCUUGGGAAAGACACUGGGGCAAACACACACAGAUACACUAUAUAUACAGAAGUAUGUGGACACCCCUUCAAAUUAGUGGUAUUUCAGCUACACCCGUUGCUAACAGGUAUAUAAAAUCGAGCAUACCGCCAUGCAAUCUCCAUAGACAAACAUUGGCAGUAGAAUGGCCUUACUGAAAAGCUCAGUGACUUUCAAUGUGGCACCGUCAUAGGAUGCCACCUUUCCAACAAGUCAGUUUGUCAAAUUUCUGGCCUGCUAGAGCUGCCCCAGUCAACUGUAAGUGCUGUUAUUGUGAAGUGGAAACAUCUAGGGCUGUAGCGGUCAUGAAAUGUUGUCAGCCAGUGAUGGUCAAGUAAAUAACUGCCGGUCUCACGGUAAUUUACCGUCAAUUAUCAUAAACACGUUUAGCAUCUCCUGGCUUCAAUGCACAGCCUACAAGCCACUGAUGCAGACCUUUGGAACAUAUACAUUUUUAAAAGUCUAAUAAAUCCAUUUAAUAUAGCCUACACCAUAACAAUAAAUCCAUUAUUUAUUUUAGACAGGUCUUGAUAUGAAGAAAAUUUAAAAAACAAAGAAACUGUCUCAAAGUCGCAAGCUGCACACACUUCAUCAGUCUCUCAUUCACAAUUUGACAAGAACUUGAUAAUAUUCUCACCAGGCCUUGAUUUUCCCGACGGCAUCCCCCUUGUGUGGCCGUAAUGCCCCCUAAAAAAUCCAUGCCUUUUGUGGCCGUUGUGCCCUUGGGCUGGAUAUAAUAGGCUAAUUAUAAUUCCCUUCACCCAGCUGCCAUGCUCCGAAGCACCUCUCACAUGUAGCCAAUGCCCGUCACGUGAUCGGGUCCUUCUCACAGGCAUUUCAGCUACAAGUAGGCUACAAGUGAAUGAAGACAGACACAUCGGGGACACAACUGCACACGUCCCUCUUAUCAAAUUCCGAGGCGCAUAUUGAAGAUGUUAGAACUGUCUACAUUUAGCCUACCUUUCGAUGAGUAGGCCUGACAAACAGCAAAAGCACUAGCCUAUGUCAAUCUACUAUCCCCCAUAGUACAAAAGUUGACCUAUUCUGUUGGUCAACUUCUCCUUCUGUGCAAUAAAAAAAUAUUCCAAACAUACUCUGGGACAGUUGUGGGAUGCGAUAGAUCCCAAAUUAAUACAACCACUUGCAUCAGAAAACCUUUUAAAAGCAAUGAGGCUGAUCGUUUAGCUUAAAAUGUUGAUAAACUAUUAGGCUAUUUCUUCACACGGCAGUAGGCUAUAAGCGCGAAUGUUCCAAAAUGCAAUCAAUUAGCGGGAAAACACUUUUCUCGAAAGUGACAGCAAACGUGAUUAUGCAUGUAAUGCUUAAUUAUAAAGGUGCAUUUUUAUGGUGAAAAUGAUCUUCCCCAAACAUAAAAUGUCACGCGCAGCGUAUGUAUGCCAGUUAGGCUCUACACCGGUUAUAAAGCGGAUUAAUGUACUUAAUUUUAAGAAGUUAUUUGGCCACUUUAGUUGUGAUACAAACCUUAUCAAAACAUAGAGGCCUAUGGGCUAGGCGGGAUACAUGAGGUGUGCGACCAUGAUGUGAAAAAGUCGCCAAGAAAAGGUAUGUGCAGUUUCUUGCCUUAAUGCACAAGCUGGGCGAUAUUCACAAGUGAUAAUAAAUCAUUCACAAGUGAUAGGCUAAUAUUGUCACCCAUCAGACUAUUCUUAAUUUAAUGUUGUCUUUACAUAUACUCAAUAAUAUAAGUGUGAUAUUAGUUUUGAUUUAGAAUGGACCAUUAUAAUGCACCUGUCUCGGAAUAGGGGCAUGGGGGGAAAAACAAGUAAUCUAUGAACUUAAAUAGCGAAUGGAGGACACUUUUCCCAUGGUUCAUUAUCAUGCCAGCCAGGUAGGCUACACUCCUGUUGUAAAGCGAAGCAAUGUGCUUAAUAUUAGGAAAGUUGAGAUAGAGAUAUAGUAGGCCUAGCCUAUAGAAAGCUGACGGGAUCCUCCUCUUUUUAAUAGAGGCCAUUAAAACUCUGUUUUCUCACGUAAUUGCAUAGCCUAUAGAAAUGUUGCGCAACAUGAGCUCAUGGGCUCACAUGAAGUGUUUCAUUAGAUUUUCGAUUACAUUUUCAUUGAUGUCAGAGUGAACAAUAGAGUGCUGAGUACCAGGAAGUUAGCAAGUUUGGUAGGCUACUAAUGACCAUCAGCAGCAUCAGAGCUUGGAGAAGCCUAAUUACCGUGACUAAACGGUCACGUGGAAUUUGACUGCCGUCAUGACUCAUGACCGCCGGUAAUACGGUCACUGUAACAGCCCUAGGAGCAACAACGGCUCAGCCUCAAAGUGGUAGGCCACACAAGCUCACAGAACGGGACCGCCAUGUGCUGAAGCACAUAGCGCGUUGCAACAUUCACUACCGAGUUCCAAACUGCUUCUGGAAGCAACGUCAGCACAAGAACUGUUCAUCGGGAGCUUCAUGAAAUGGGUUUCCGUGGCCGAACAGCCGCACACCAGCCUAAGAUCUCCAUGCGCAAAUCCAAGCGUCGGCUGGAGUGGUGUAAAGCUCGCAGCCAUUGGACUCUGGAGCAGUGGUAACGCGUUCUCUGGAGUGAUGAAUCACGCUUCACCAUCUGGCAGUCCGAUGGACGGUUUGGCAGAUGCCAGGAGAAUGCUACCUGCCCGAAGGCAUAUUGCCAACUGUCAAGUUUGGUGGAGGAGGAAUAAUGGUCUGGGGCUCUUUUUCAGCGUACAAUUACAUUCUAGAUGAUUCUUUGCUUCCAACUUUGUGACAACAGUUUGUGGAAGGCCCUUUCCUGUUUCAGCAUGACAAAGCAAGGUCCAUACAGAAAUGGUUUGUCGAGAUCGGUGUGGAAGAACUUGACUGGCCUGCCAGAGCCAUGACCUCAAACCCAUCGAACACCUUUGAGAUGAAUUGGAACGCCGACUGUGAGCCAGGCCUAAUCGCCCAACAUCAAUGCCCGGCAUAACAAAUGCUCUUGUGGCUGAAUGGAAGCAAGUCCCCGCAGAAUGGAAGCAAGCCUUCCCAGAAGAGUGGAUGCUGUUAUAGCAGCAAAGGGGGGACCAACUCCAUAUUAAUGCCCAUGAUUUUGGAAUGAGAUGUUCGACGAGCAGGUGUCCACAUACUUUUGGUCAUGUAGUGUAUGCAUGAAACACACACUUACCCUCUUGUAUCAAUUGAUUCAUGUGUUCUUCUGUGUGUGCAGUUUCACUUUAACCCGGCCCAGUCGGUGCUGGUGAUGGAGGGAGAGGACCUGGAGAGUAUCAACACAGCCAUGACCAAGGUCUCCUACAUCAACUCACGCCAGUUCCCCACAGCAGGCCUCAGACGGCUACACAUCACCACCACCGUACAGUGAGUACAGACCCCAACAAUGUGUAUGCGCACGCACGCACACACACAAUUAAUCUGUCUCACAUACACGUUCACAUUCCUCAAUCUCUCUCACUCUCACACAUACAGAAACAUGUAUUGUACCCAGCCAUACACUUAAUCCCCUUUGAAAUAGGUCACAGAGACACAUACAAGUAUCAUUUGUGUACAUGCAUUUCACACAGUGGAGGCUCCUCAGAGGAGGAAGGGGAGGACCAUCCUCCUCAGUGAAUUUCAUAAAAAAUAUAAAUUGUGGAACAUUCAAAAAGUGAUCCUUUUUAAGGUGGCACAACCAGUUAUUGAGUGUAUUUUACGUAGUAUUUCUUUUUCACUUUCACUUUCACUUAAAGAUGCACUAUAUAGCAAUCACUCCUCCAUUUCCUUCUUACUAAAUUUCUAAUAGUUCACUUAAUUUCAGUUUAUGUGACAAAACAAGCAAGUAUAGUGUAGAGAAUCAUUGUACCAUCUAAACUGCUGUGAAAUAUAUUUUCCAUAACCAAAAAUGUUGUAUUUUCAGCUGUUUGGAGCUGGUGUACAAAACCGAAAGUAAAAGACGCAAAAACGAAAUGUAAGAAUGGGAAGCAUAGAAAUAGCACACAUAGAACAGAUCUACCGCUUCUUAGACUUGCUUUCAAUGACAAUGACAGAUCUAUAACACACAUUUUUAUGUGAACUUGGUCAGAUCGCCCAAAAAGUUAAAUAUUGCAGCUAGUUUAGCCUACUCAAACACCUGGCUCAAACACCCUUCUCAAACAGAGAGGGGUGUUUUGUUUGCUAGCUGGCUAUGGCUAUCCAACUCUGUAACUCUUCCAAGUCAAGGUAAGCUUUUGGUUUUAUAAAUGUAUUGCCACCGGGGGCCUGCCGGUGUAAUUGCUAAACCACUUGCUGUACACUGUACUACAAGAUUGUAGCAGAUUUACUAACACGUUAGUUUUAGUAGCUAUGCUGAUUAUGACGUUAACUAAUAUGUUGGCAACAAUGUAGGCUGUGUGUAGCAGUUAGUGGUUAUGGUAUGAAGGUUUGGCUUGUAAAGGUUUUUUCGCCUGGUUACAGAAUAGUGGGUAGAUGUGAGAAGGAAUUCUACAAAGAGCAAAGAGAUCAUGCUGUUUGUAUGUGGCUGCUAUGAAAGUGAACCGUGUUCGGGGUGAUCAACAGUGUAUUCAUUCUGCCGAUUCUGUUAAAACAUACCUGAAUUUGUCAAAUAUAAACUCGUUUGCAACUGUUUUCACUGGACAAAUGAUUACACCCUAGAUCAGCUAGAUGCAGGCAAGAGUGUGCAAGGCGGUAUUGAAUGUGUCACUGUCUGUCCUUCAUUGCUACAAUUUUUCUCUCUUCCUGUGCACCUACAUUGUAAACUUUCAUUCGUAGGGUAGGUUGUAGCAACCUCAUGAUGGGUAUAGGGGAAAUUCAAGUAUCAUACAGUUGAAAUCGGAAGUUUACAUACACUUAGGUUGGAGUCACCACUCCAAAAAUGUCUAGUUAACAAACUAUAGUUUUGGUAAGUCGGUUAGGACAUCUACUUUGUGCAUGACACAGUAAUUUUUCCAACAAUUGUUUACAGACAGAUUAUUUCACUUAUAAUUCACUGUAUCACAAUUCCAGUGGGUCAGAAGUUUACAUACACUAAGUUGAGUGUGCCUUUAAACAGCUUGGAAAAUUCCAGAAAAUGAUGUCAUGGCUUUAGAAGCUUCUGAUAUGCUAAUUGACAUCAUUUGAGUCAAUUGGAGGUGUACCUGUGGAUGUAUUUCAAGGCCUACCUUCAAACUCAGUGCCUCUUUGCUUGACAUCAUGGGAAAAUAAAAAUAAAUCAGCCAAGACCUCCACAAGUCUGGUUCAUCCUUGGGAGCAAUUUCCAAACGCCUGAAGGUACCACGUUCAUCUGUACAGACAAUAGUACGCAAGUAUAAACACCAUGGGACCACACAGCCGUCAUAACGCGUUCUGUCUCCUAGAGAUUAACGUACUUUGGUGCAAAAAGUGCAAAUCAAUCCCAGAACAACAGGACCUUGUGAAAAUGCUGAAGGAAACAGGUACAUAAGUAUCUAUAUUCACAGUAAAACGAGUCCUAUAUUGACAUAACCUGAAAGGCCGCUCAGCAAGGAAGAAGCCACUGCUCCAAAACCGCCAUAAAAAAGCCAGACUACGGUUUGCAACUGCAUAUGGGGACAAAGAUUGUACUUUUUGGAGAAAUGUCCUCUGGUCUGAUGAAACAAAAAUAUAACUGUUUGGCCAUAAUGACCAUCGUUAUGUUUGGAGGAAAAAGGGGCCUACUUGCAAGCCGAAGAACACCAUCCCAACCGUGAAGCACGGGGGUGGCAGCAUCAUGCUGUGGGGGUGCUUUGCUGCAGGAGGGACUGGUGCACUUCACAAAAUAGAUGGCAUCAUGAGGAAGGAAAAUUAUGUGGAUAUAUUGAGGCAACAUCUCAAGACAUCAGUCAGGAAGUUAAAGCUUGGUCGCAAAUGGGUCUUCCAAAUGGAUAAUGACCCCAAGCAUACAUCCAAAGUUGUGGCAAAAUGGCUUAAAGACAACAAAGUCAAGGUAUUGGAGUGGCAAUCACAAAGCCCUGACCUCAAUCCUAUAGAACAUUUGUGGGCAGAACUGAAAAAGCGUGUGCGAGCAAGGAGGCCUACAAACCUGACUCAGUUACACCAGCUCUGUCAGGAGGAAUGGGCCAAGAUUCACCCAACUUAUUCUGGGAAGCUUGUGGAAUGCUACCCAAAAUGUUUGACCCAAGUUAAACAAUUUAAAGGCAAUGCUACAAAAUACUAAUUGAGUGUAUGUAAACUUCUGACCCACUGGGAAUGUGAUGAAAGAAAUAAAAGCUGAAAUAAAUCAUUCUCUCUACUAUUAUUCUGACACUUCACAUUCUUAAAAUAAAGUGGUGAUCCUAAAUGAUCUAAGACAGGGAAUUUUACUAGGAUUAAAUGUCAGGAAUUGUGAAAAACUGUAUAUCAACUGUAUAUUAGCCUAAACCUAUCAAUAUUACACAGAAACAAAAACAGCAGAGGUAAACAAAUGCUGCUAUCUGGGGAAAGUGGGGAAAGAGAGAAGGGAUUAAAGGGGAAAGUGUUUUGAUGGAGUGACAGUGAGAGAAAAUAGAGAAUCUACUGAGUUAAAGGAACUUUGAACUGCAUGUCCUCAGGUCAGUGUGUGUGUGUGUGUGCGCGCUUUACGGUGCAUGGUGUGUGCACAUCCGAGGCUCUGCUUUUGCUCUGUAUGUGUCCUCAGGGUCAGUGUGUGUGUGUACGUCUGGCGUGGCCUCGAAAUCAGUGUCUAGUGUGUUCCAGGCUCUGUGUGUGUGUGCCCGUCUCAGCCUGUCCUUUCUCCGUGUCUGAUAUGCUAAUCAGAGUCGCUUCCCUCUCUUUAUCUCUCCCCUCGUUAAUGGCUGAGAGGACAGCCGAGUUGCCGUGGCGCCCCGGUUGCCGUGGAGCUGUGUUAGCCUGGGCCGACGUGGCAGUAGCUGAGGAUGAGGAAAUGAAUGAGGCCAUGAAAGGCAAUCUGCUGUGUCAGGGUUUCUCACGCCAGAGAGCACUACGAGAGGGAAGGUUGAUCAUUAGAGGAAUAUAGCGCUGUUAAGACUGACUGGGUGGGUGACUGGCUGGCUAGUUUUCUGUCUACCUCUCGCUCACUAUCCUUCUCUCUCUCUUUAUCCUCUCUCUUUAUUUCUCUCCUACUCCUCUAGUCACCAUUUCAAGAACAAAGAAUUGGAUAUUAGUACUUCUUGUUGGUGUGAGGGCACUUGGUUUAGAAAGGAAAACGUAACAUCAUACAGUAUCUGUAACAGCUCAUGUGUUUGCGCCAUUACCUAAUGGGAAAGAUAAAGGAAGAAAUGGUAUGCUGAGAGUGUGCGGUCUUAAAGGAGUUAAUGAAAUGUAUUGGUAAAGAAAUACAGGCCCAAAACAAGAGAGGAAGUGAGAGUGGAAGAAUGGAGAGAAAGAACGAGAUUGAUCGUGUGAUUUUUAUAUUAGAUUUAUUUUACCCUUAUUUUAUCAGGUAAGUUGACUGAGAACACGUUCUCAUUUACAGCAACGACCUGGGAAAUAGUUACAGGGGAGAGGAGGAGGGAUGAAUGAGCCAAUUGGAAGCUAUAGGGGAAUGAAAUUAACUGCCAAACAAAGGUAGGCCCAAAUAAGAAUGAGAAAGGAAAGGAUGGAGAGAAAAGGUGAAAAAGGUGUGUGUGUGUUCUGUUCACAGUUAAGCAGUAAGGGGGGUCGGCCAAAUCAAAAUGGACUUGUGUGAUGGAUAGUGGACUCCUGCCACAGGAGCUGUAAUAGGUUUAGUCUAACUCAGGAGAACUCAGAGCACUGCCUUGUAUAAAGAGAGAUGGCCCAUCCUAUUAAGCAGGCACUUUAAUGCUCCAUACGACAAGAGGCCCUGGCUGCAUCCCAAAUGGCACCCUAUUCUCUAGUUAUUGGGCUCUGGUCAAAAGUAGUGUACUAUGUAGGGAAUAUGGUGUCAUUUGGGACGCAACCCCUUAAUAGUGUUGCUGGUCAGAUGGCAUUUAUUUAGCGAGAGCCUUAGUUUAGUGUGGGGCACGCUACACCUCACAAACUUUGUUUAGCAGUUAUACUGAUGUUGUUAGGGGUAAUUGUUUGUGGAGUUACAGACGCAUGCAUGCAUGCAUGCACACACACACACAUUUCCCUAUCAGAGCCAGUUUGUUUGGUAGUUACGUAGCACAGCUAAUCACACACAACACACACUCUUCCUAGCCAUACAAAUACAGACAUCCCAUUACAAGCCAGUCUGUUAUGUAGUUAAGGAGAACAAUGUGUCUUAAUACGUGCUUCAUUUAGGCCUAGUCUUAAUGCAAGGAAUUUCCAAGGGAAAGCAGCCCAAACAGACCACGAAUGUGACACAUUUAUUUUUGCUAGUAAACCAGAAGCAGCAGACAGUUAUCAUAUAAACAAAAGACCGUUCUUAAUUACCGUGGGAACUUAAGUUAAUGAAUAAGUGAGUGAGUGAAGAGCACUUUUCACCAACCAUUGAAAAGCGUAAUUACUCAAGGCGUUAGGUGCCGGCGUUGGCAUUAAUCCUGAGAGACUUCACUCUGCUCCUCUCAAACUGUAAUGAACCUGGACGAUGGCCAGGUUGUUUUACCCAGACUGCCUGGGUGAUAGGACAGCUCCUAGCUCUGGGUAGAAGGUGCCCUUAGGAUCUACUGAACAAAAAUAUAAAUGCAACAUGCAACGAUUUCAAAGAUUUUACUGAGUUACAGUUCAUAUAAGGAAAUCAGUCGAUUGAAAUAAAUUCAUUAGGACCUAAUCUAUGGAUUUCACAUGACUAGGCAGGGGCGCAGCCAUGGGUGUGCCGGGGAGGACAUAGGCCCACCCACUGGGGAACCAGGUCCAGCCAUUCAGAAUGAGUUUUUCCCCAAAAAGGGCUUUAUUACAGACAGAAAUACUCCUCAGUUUCAUCAGCUGUCCGGUUGGCUGGUCUCAGACGAUCCCGCAGGUGACGAAGCCGAAUGUGGAGGUCCUCGGCUGGCGUGGUUAAACGUGCUCUGUGGUUGUGAGCCCGGUUGGACAUAAUGCCAAAUUCUCCUAAACAACGUUGGAGGCGGCUUAUGGUAGAGAAAUUAACAUUCAAUUCUCUGGCAACAGCUCUGAUGAACAUUCCUGCAGUCAGCAUGCCAAUUGCACGCUCCCUCAAAAUUUGAGACAUCUGUGGCAAUGUGUUGUGUGACAAAACUGCACAUUUUAGAGUGGCAUUUUAUUGUCCCCAGCACACAAGGUGCACCUGUGUAAAGAUCAUGCUGUUUAAUCAGCUUCUUUAUAUACCACACCUAUCAGGUGGAUGGAUUAUCUUGACAAAGGAGAAAUGCUCACUAACAGGGAUGUAAACAAAUUUGUGCACAACAUUUGAGAGAAACAAGCUUUUUGUGUGUGUUAAACAUUUCAGUGAUCUUUUAUUUCAGCUCAUGAAACAUGGGACCAAGACUUUACAUGUUGCGUUUAUAUUUUUGUUCAGUAUAUAUCACAGAUCUAGGAUCAGCUUACCCUCCCCAAGUCGUAAUCUGUUAUGGAUAACUGCAAAACUGAUCUUAAAUCGGUGUCUAGGGGCAACUUCGUCAGAGUUUCUGCUCUAUAGUCUACUGCCUUCAUCUUCAACAGUAGUUACUUUGAAAGGAGAGAAUGGCCUGUCCAGAAACAAGUCCUUGCCCCUAAUGCUUGGUUGUUGUUUCUACACUCUUAUUCCACUUAGUCUCAUAGAGUUACAAGCUUUGACCAAGAACUAUUACAUUGAUUAGAUUGAAAGUUAUUUUUUCCAUCAGUGAAUGUAGUAAUAUCUCAUUAAAUGUUUCUUUGCUUGGGGUUACGCUUCAUGUCAACCGUGGGCUGAGAAAGAGUUAAAUUGUGUUGAUGAGAAAAUGUGAUAAUUAGUGUGUGUUUAUAUCAUAUCAGGCCAUUUAUAGGAUAAACAGAGAGAGAGUGUGCCUGCGUGGGUGGGUGCAUGUCCAAGAGUGUGUUAUUGGAAAUGGGCAACUUGGGGCCAUCUGUCUGAAAACAGCAUCACUCCCCAAAAAAUCUGAAAUGCUGCAGAGUCCUUUGCCAACAGAGACAACUUGCGAUCACAAUUGGACAAAUAUUGGAAGUCCACUAUCAUAAUCUGUCCCUACAGUAUCUGUCUAACAUCUCUGAAAUUAAAAUGAAAAGUGCCCAGUCAUUCAUUGCUAGGACCAGAAAGAGUAUGUACAGUAGUCUGUAUUCUCUUGGGUGGAAGCACAAAUUAAUGGUGACACACAAUGUAAUCUAUUCCAUUUUCGAUUCCAAUAUGAUAUCAGAUGGUAGUGAUGUUCCCCUAGUCUUUCUUACCCUGUUAUUCCUUAUCUGAAGGCCAAUUAUCUACAAAAACUCCCCUGGCCAGAACAAUUAUGACCUGAAGAAAAGAAAGUGCACUUUAUGCAUUAUCUGUCAAGACAUACGCUAAUGUCUAUCUCCAUUUUCUUCUCCUUUUCCCCUCUUCUUCACCCUCCCUCUCUCCUGUUGUUUUUGGGUGCUCAGGUGUUUCGGGGAGGAUACAUGCAUCUCCAUCCCAGACAUUAAGGCAGUAGUAAUAGUCCUGCCACCAAGCGAGCCACGGAUCACCAUCACUGGUUCAGAUCGACUCGUCAAGCCUUCCUCCGACCUGCGUGGAGCCAUGGGCGUGGCACCCUUCAAGGAGCUGCGCAUCACCAGCACUGUAACCAAGACCGACGGUGUGCCGUUCAGCGCAGGUGGGUGAGGUGGUUACCAUGGAUACGUGUUGAUAUAGCAUGGCGUUGAAAAAGUGAGUGUGUGAGCAUUCAUGUCUGUGUUGGAUUGUGUGUCUGUGUGUGUGUGUGCGUAUAGUCCACAGGCCUGGUGUUCUGGAGGUUAUGCACAACCUGGAUUACUGUGAUGUCCUGGUGAUCGGAGAGGAGCUCAACCCAGAGCACGAGAGUCUGGAGAUUCACCACAGCUCCCUAAUGGGGAAACACCUGGACGCCACAAACUCCACCUCAGGCAUCUCCAUAUAUGGUAUGCACUUCAAUUUAUGACGCAUUAUUCAUAUCACACUUUUCAUACAUAAACAUAAAUUCCUUGUUGUGUGUCACCUGCUUGGUAAUGGUAUGAGAAGCUCUAGAAGAUAUUAGAGCUGGGCCCAGCACUGAGCCCUGAGGGACACCAUCUAUAUAUGGCUGGAAACACCAGGGACACCUUUGAUAAUAAUACCUUUUCCCCAGGUGUGGACUCCAUGGCCCACUAUGAGGAGGCCCUCAGGCAGGUGCGCUACAGGAACUGGCGCCCGGCGAUCCUGACUAACAGGAGGUUCAGGCUCACCUGCUCCGAGCUCAACGGCCGCUACACCAGCAACGAGUUUAAUCUGGAGGUCAGGGAAGAAACUUUACCUAUCUUUCCUUUUCUAUUUCACCCCUUUCACACUCACACUCUCUAUUCUCCCAUAUCUCCAACACUGCCACUCCUCUGUCUUCCUGCCUCUUUCUACACCCCUCUCUCCAUUUCUCUCACCCUUCACAACUCAGUCUCUCCUCCCAUUUCUGCACCGUCACUUAUCAACCAGACCCAUUUACCCUUUAUCUCACCGGUCUAUCUUUCUCUAAAUCAUUAUCAUCUCCAUACUGACUGAUAUGUUCUUUGUCCCGCCCCCAGGUUAGCGUCCUCCACAACUCAGCACCCAUAGAGCAUGUCAAUCACAUGGCUGUCCAAUCCCAGUACAUGCGGCCUGUGCAUCAUCCACUAAUGGUGCACACUCUCAAUUCCCACAUCUCAGGUAAGGCACCCAGCAGCGUUCACCCACACAUACCCACAACCACACACUCACACACACACGGUGAGGACAUGGCCCUGCUACUAUCAGAGGCUUGAGAGUGUGUUUUGUUGAACUGGAGGGGGAUCCAGAUUAGGCUAAACCAGGGAUCAUCAGCUAGAUUCAGCCAUGGGCCGAUAUUUUCUUGAGCGGAUGGUCAGGGGGCCGGGACAUAAUUAUAAAUAAUUAGUAGACUGCAAAUUGACCACAAGAAGCCCAAACAAUCAUUUCAAACCUUGUGAUCACAGAUUAUGUGUGUGAAUACUUUGGAACAGAUUUCCAAAAUUAAAAUAGCUUUUUUUGCUCUGAAAACUUGGGGAGCCAAGUAAAAUCACCCGCAAGCUUAAUUUGGCCUGCGGCCCGCCAGUUGUAGAACCCCAGGCUAAGCCUUCAGAUUAUACACACACAGACACACGCUGUCUCUCUCUCCCUCUCUCUGUGUCACACACACACACACACACACACACACACACACACACACACACACACACACACACACACACACACACACACACACAGGACUGAGUGAUCUCCCAAAGGUAGGGAGGACACAGCAAAUUUUGUAAUUCAGGUGAACUUACCCUUUAAACACUCUUCUCCCCCACAGGCACCUCUCCAGCUGCCACGGUGGUGAUAGUGAUCUGUAUCGCCGCCCUGGUGGUCAUAGUGGUGCUGGGCAUCUAUAGGCUCCACAGUACCCACCAGGACGGCUCCAAGAGGGAGGAGGACGGGGCCAAGGACCCAGAGAUGGACUGGGACAACUCCACCCUCACCAUCACAGUCAACCCUAUGGAGGUGAGAGAACAUUAUACAAAGGAUGUCCCAAAGAAGGCAAUGUCAACUAUAUCAACUCGAUGGCACUUGAAAUGAUUUAAUAGGUCUAGGUCUAGUUGAAUGGCUAGGAGUUGAUUUGUGGUUGGGGUUUUAUUGCAUGUAUUGCGUUACAUUUAUUACAUUGACACUGUUUUGGUAUUAGAUUUAGAUUUUGGGUUUUGUAGCAAGGACAUUAUUUUUGUCCUUUAAUAAGUAAUAUUAUUCAUGAUCGCGUACAGCUAAGGCCAGAUAGCACCUGCAGGGAGGUUUUCUGAUCAACAGCUACAUAUUUGAAGAGUAAUUCAGUGUUCCACUUUCUCCUGUCCUGUAGCAUAUCGGAGGGCCUCAGGCGGUGGAGGAGGAGGUAAGAGAGGAAGAGGAAGAUGAGGAUGAUGAAGAGGACGAUGAGCAGGCAGGCGACAUGAGUGCAGAGUCAGGCGACAGUGAUGAAACAGAGGAGGAAGAGGAGGAGGAUGAGAGGGAAGUGAAGAAGGAGGGAAAGCAGAAGAGCAAGCUGGAAUGGGAUAGCUCUUCGAUAACAUAUUGAUCUCUCACACAUAUACACAAACCUACAUAUUAUACAGAAUCUGCUGAAAGUCAGUCACAAUCAGUUGUUAAAACGGCACAUUUUUAAUGAAAUGUUGCUCUCUUCUGGUCAAACUAAGGCAUUACAACUAAUGCCAGUGGAGCUGAUUUCUCCGAUUUUGGUAUAACUAAUCGUUCCUAUUUAAGACUGCCAUUGACAACACAAUAGGGCCAAUUUAAAACUUGCACAAGCACAUUUCCACCUUAUAUCCAAUGGCUCGUUCAUCUGUUGAAUUAUUUCUGGGUUUGGACACAAAAAAUUGGACACCACAUUUUCCCCGUUAUGUAUCUCAAUUGCUGUUGAUACUAAUACAAAAAGAUAUUGGAAUGCGUUCAUUGUAAAUUGUAUGUCCCCUCUUUAGCAU